AUGUCACAAAGCUUUAUGAAGUUGAAGACAGAGCGCCUGGUCUGUCAACUUUCGGUCCAAGAGGAGGGAGGGUCUGUUUCUUCUCCGCCGGGCAUUGAUUGGGCUGCAUACUCAGAUUCAGCGCUUCUUCAAAGCAUCAAAACAAUUGUGGACGAGUUGCAGUCCAGAGCUGCAGCAAGGGCAGCAGGGGUGGGGCAGUCGUGGGACGCCAUCGUUGAUAUCCCUGCGGCCAAGCCUGCAACUACGCCUAGCCUGGAGGACAAGCCUAGCUCCACAGAUGAGAAGAAGGUGGCAGAGCGAGUACAGGAGUCUUUGGUUGGUGAGUUUUUGGAUCGGUCUCCUGAUGGAGUGGAUCAGUUGGAAGGACAUCAACAGGCAAGUGCCGUGGAACUUUUGUUUGGACCCCAUUCUGACGAUGCAUUUGCAGGUGGGGCCCAUCAAUCCUUUUUUGAACCCGCAGCUGAGAGUGGCAAUGCAGGCAGUGGUGUCACUUUUGUGGAGGCUGGUACAGAUUCUGCCGAACAGUCUGGUUCCUUCUCACACGUGGGCAAGACUGCACCGGACACCAUUAUUUCUGAAGCAAUCAGGCUGACAGAUAAAAAGCUUGUUCUGUAUCCUUGGGAGAAAGGACGCAUGGCUCGGAUUUUUGGUGACAAGGGCAGGCUCGAAACAAAGAUGCCGCGGCUACACGCCAGUAGCAACAGUUUUGUCAGGGUGAAUGUAGAAGUUGAUGAGGGCCUGCGUUGCGCUGCGUCCAUUGGUGUGAGACCAACACGCACUGAUGAUGCCUUGUACGUCGGUGUGGUCAAGCAGGUUAUUGGAGGAUCCUACAUAGAAGAACGUGACGCCAAACGGGAGCUUGCUGUCAGGUAUUGGUGGGACCUUCUUAGACUGGACAUGCAGUGUAGCGAUCCCGGCAGGAUUGCAUUGCAAGAAAAGGGCCUAGCAGACAUCUACAAAAAUGGCAUUGAGAUCUUGGAUGCAUCGUUGGGCGUGAAAAGUCCCAACACAGUCAUGAAAAGGCUGUAUGCAGUCAAAACGUAUAACACCUGGGUGAUGCGCCAUUUUGGCAAGUCAUGGUUGCCAGUUGAUGAGAGGUUGGUAUGGGACUAUUUCAAAAGUCUGAGGGCUGAGAAAGCUCCAGCCACACGAGCCACAUCGUUUUUGGAAGCUCUGAGGUUUUGCUUCUUCGUCUUCCGUGUGGAUGGCUCUGAGGAAGCUCUUGGUAGUCUUCGAAUCCGAGGACUCGCGGCACAACUUUUCUCUUGCAAGAGACCUUGGAAGCCAGCCGACCCUCUGUCGGUAGCUGACGUGCAUUUCCUGCACGAGGCAAUGAUGGACAAGCGACGCUGCAUGGUGGAUCGUGUUUUUAUUGGACACCUGCUACAUAUGGUAUAUGCGAGGGCUCGCUUUUCUGACCUGUUGGCCUCGGUUAACUGCAUGUUAGACGACGAGAAUAUGUUCCUCGAGCUGGAUGCUGCAGUGCACAAGGGUUCAAGAACCGCGACCACCAAAGCAAUGCUACUCCCAGUGGUAGCGCCUGCCAAUGGAAUCAAUGAUGAUUGUUGGGCUGCUGAAUAUCUUGCUUUACGAAAGAAAGCGGGGCUGGCUUUGCCUGGGAAAGAACCAAAACCCAUGCUGCCAGCACCAGAGAAAGGCGGCACAGGUUGGCAAGAGAGGUAUUUGACCUCGCAGGAGAUGAACUCCUUCAUGAAGAAGCUCUUCACGGAUGGUGGUAUCCCGUUGGAGGGCAGGAGGAUCUCAACACACUCAUGCAAGGCGACUUGCAUCUCUUGGUGUGCCAAGCAUGAUGUCUCUCCUGAACACCGUGCGGUGCUUGCGCGACAUAGCACUGCUGCUCAAGGUCCAACUGCACUGUACUCCAGGGAUUUGGUAACUGCAGCGCUUCGAAGCCUGGUCAAGGUCUUGGAAGCGAUUAGACAGCAGACCUUUUUUCCGGACAGGUCUCGUUCAGGAAUGAUCACGCCAGUUCCUGUGCCGAGUGCUCCUGGGCCCACAAUGCCGAUGCCAGCGACUCCAAUGCCGCCUUUGCAAGCUGAGCGCCAAGGUGAUGUAGCUGGUGAGCAGCAAACAGAUGGGAACAGCAUGGUUCCCUCACCUGAAAGCCCGCUGCCGGAAACACCCAAGUCAUGGCAAAAGGUUGACUGGCCCGUUGAUGAGGUGGUCGAAGUUGAGUCGCAGGUGCCUGAUCCACCCGACUUGCUGAGGGACUGGGACUGCAGCUCAAGCGAUUCUUGCAGUGGCUCCGAGAGCGACAGCGAUGUGGAGGUGAGUUGGGAGCAGGCUGAUGAGCCUGACAAAGCCUCCCGAUCUUCUGUGCCAUCCACGUUGAGGUGGUAUAUCAACGGCAGCACCUUGGUGAUUCAUGAACGACGGAAUGAAACGUUGUUCAAGUGUGGAAGGGUCAUUGGACCGCCUUACUUCCCGGUGCACCAGCUGACUGGGCUGCGAUGCGGAAAGUGUUUUCCAAACGCUAUCUGA
Messenger RNA from Cladocopium goreaui, 2502 nucleotides. NCBI's taxonomy places the organism in Eukaryota, Dinophyceae, Suessiales, Symbiodiniaceae. The record is from the annotation of a GenBank genome assembly.